CGUUGACCGCGCAGCUGUUAAUAACAGGUUGGGUAUUGCUAACAACAAAGAACGGGCCGUAACGUUUUUUUCAGGUUUAUUUUUCUUUUGAUAUUUCUUAUUAUUAAUAUUAUGAGCUGGUUGAAACAUCUGGUAAUCUCUGGGAUGUUUUUCUGGCCUUCUGUUUACGGAUAAUUUAAAACCUGAACAGAACUCCGGUGAAAUUUCGUCCGAUUUUAAAUGUCUACAAUUGACCUCCCAGCUGAUACAACUCUGGAUCUGCAUCAGAUGGUUUAAAUCUUCAGCUAUCGGGUGUUACCCUGUCGCGUGUUUCGUUUCCAGAUUUUGUUUUCUUAGUGUUUAUGUGAACGGAAUUCCCCCCUCUUAGGACCGAGGAGUGAUUGUUCGCAAAGAUGAUGGAGUCAUGUUUUACUGGGAUACCGAAGAAAGUCGGACCAGUGAAGCUGGAGGACAUCAAAAGAAACCUGCUGGGUGAAUUGGAGGCUGUGGAACCACAGACGGAGAACCUGCAAGUGUACCUUAGAGUUCGGCCUUUUACUCCAGCUGAAAGCGACAGCGGAGAGUCCCAGGCAUGUGUCACCAUUGAGGGUCCCAACUCUGUGGUUAUCAGGGCUCCCAGGUUCUGUCAGCCGAAUCGGCAGGGCGACAAGUCUCUCCCUCAGACGGCUCAGAGGUUCACCUUCACACAGGUGUUUGACCCCGACGCCAGUCAGAGGACUGUGUUUGAAGGUUCAGUUCGUGGUUUGGUCCAGGAUGCUCUGCAGGGAGGAAACUGUCUGGUGUUCACUUAUGGAGUCACCAAUGCUGGAAAAACCUUCACCUUCCUCGGGCCAGACCACAACUCCGGGCUGCUUCCCAGGUCUCUAUCAGUCAUCUUUAACAGCAUAAAGGGUCAUCAGUACAGCCGCAGUGAUCUGAAGCCUCAGCGGUGCAGAGACUUCAGCAGACUUACCCCUGAACAGCAGGCAGCAGAGAUCAGCACCAAGAAAAACCUGCUGAGGCUGCUGAAAGAGAGCGACAAGAGUCUGACGACUGGGAAAUCAUCUUCACUUGAAGGCUCCUCCAUCAGCAGCGAUGGCAGCAUGAGCAGCGUUGCUGAGGCAGACUCCUUCUGUCUGGACAUUCCAUCAACUGUUCGCUUCUCUGUUUGGGUCUCAUUCUGUGAAAUCUACAAUGAGAACAUCCAUGAUCUACUGGAACAGGUUCCCAGUGGACAACACAAGAGAACGGUGCUACGUCUGUCCCAGGACAUUAAAGGGAACGCCUUCAUAAAAGACCUGCGUUGGAUCCAGGUGAACAACUCAGAAGAGGCGAACAAAGUAAUGAAGAUCGGGAAGAGGAACCAGAGUCUAUCUUCUACCAGACUGAACCAUCUGUCUAGCAGAAGCCACAGCAUCUUCUCCAUCAGGAUCCUCCGGAUUGAUGAUGUUGGAGUUCCUAGAGUCCUCGGCAUCAGCGAGCUGGCUCUUUGCGACCUGGCUGGCUCGGAACGCUGUUCUCGCACCCACAACACCGGAGCACGCCUAAAAGAGGCGGGAAACAUCAACAGCUCCCUGCUGACGCUGGGGAAGUGCAUCAACGCCAUGAAGCUCAACCAGAACGCCAAGUUCCAGCAUCACAUUCCCUUCAGGGAGUCUAAACUCACCCACUUCCUGCAGUUCUUUUUCUGUGUUUCUGGCCGCGUGUCCAUGGUGGUCAACAUAAACCAGAACUCCUCCUGUUUUGACGAGACGCUCAACGUCCUCAAGUUCUCCGCCCUGGCUCAGAAGGUGGUGAUGGUUACCUCCCAGCCCCUUGCCCUGGACAACAGUGCCUGCCACAAGUCAGCGAUGGAGUUGUCUCUCAUCAUCGAUGAAGCCGACCAGCGCAGAAACAUGCUGAACCAGGGCAGGAGGAGCUCGCUUGUUGCCUGGGAGACAAGCCUGGAAGAUGUCCUGGAGGCUGAAGACAGUGAGGAGUGGGAGGAAGAGAGUGUGACGGAGGGAACAGUGCUGGAGGCUGGAGGGGAGGAGGAUGGGGACCAGACUAUGGAGGAGGAAGUGGUGAAGGAGGCUGCACUCCGUUUGGUUCUGGAGGCUCAAAUCAGAGAAGAAGUCAGCUCUGAGUUCAUGGAGCUGUUCAACAAGAUGGAGAAAGACUACAGCGAGCGUCUGGAGAAGGAGAGGGAGAUCUUGGAGGAGCGUGCUGAGAAGAGGGUGGAGAUCCUAAAAAAUCUCGUCAGUAAAACAGUCGACCUGACCACAUCCAGCAAUGAUGGCUGCAUGGAGGCAGCGGAUUUGGGGGUAAUCAUAAGCUCCAUGACUGAAGACCUGAAGAAGAUCAGAGACGAUGCUCAGAGCGUCCAACAUUGUCUGUUUGAACAGACACACGCUGCAGAGUUGGAGGCGCUGCGGUUAGAGAAGCUGCAGUCUCAUGAGCAGUUGCAGGAAGCCAUGAAGAGACCGGCCACCUGUACCUGUGGGAGGAGGACCAGAGAGAAUCAGAGAGCAGGGGAGGAGAACAAGGAGAGCUGUAAGCGCCAACGUGAUGACGCAGAGGGACAGGGAGGAGGAGCAGCCAAGAAGAGAGUCCUGGAAGAAGAAAUCUGGAGGCUGCAGGAGGAAAAUGACAAGAAAGAUGAGAACAUCAGUGAGCUGAGGAGGGGGCUGGAGGAGCUGAAGAAUGACAACUUGGAGUUGGAAAAGAAGAUUCAGGAGCUGACAGAUCUGGACAAGUGUCUGAACUGUGGCUCUGUGCUUUCGUCUCUGGAGGUGGAGCAGAAGGAGACAGCCAGGCUACAGAAGGAGAACAAAGCUCUUGUGAACGGCAUCUUCCAGUUGCAGAAUGAGGUGACUGCCCUGCAGAUGCAGCUCAAACAGCAGACUGACACAUGCAACAGCCAGUCAAAGCGCCUAGACUUGACUAAGUCGCGCCUUCAGUAUUUGGAGAACCAAUUAGAGGAGAGUUCUUGCUCAAUUAAGAGUCUCACAGAAGAAGUGAUCUGUCUGAGACAAGAAGUCAAGCAGGAGGAACAGAGCAGCAUCAAUGUGGUUGCCAUGGAAGAGCUGAAGAAGAAGAGUGAAGUGGCAGAGCAGAGGUCUGCUCACAUCUCCCAACAGAUGGAAGAGCUGCAGCAAGAGAAAAGGCAGCUGGAGGAGCAGCUGGCUCUCAGCAACAGCAGCUGUGUGGAGCUCAGGCAGGAGCUGGAAAAUCAAAGAACAGAAUUGAGCCUGCAACUGCAGAAUCAAAGGGCAGAACUGGAGUCAGAGGGUGGAGCUCUGCAGCACAGACUGGAGGAUGAGGUGGCAGAACUGCAGCGAGUCAUGCUGGAGAAGGAGCAACUACUGGAGGACAGACGACAGCAGGCAGAGACUCUGAGGCGAGAGCUCCAGUGUCUGAAGGAGAAACUGCACAGGAGGGUUGAAGAGGAGGAGAAGGAGAAUCAGAGUGGGAGGAGACUGCAUGGGAGAAGGAGAAAGGAGCAGAGGGAGAAUCUGCACAGAGAUUCUCAGGACUUUUGUGCUUCCCCUUUGCGGUCUACCAUGACUGACAGGAAGAAGCUCUCCAAGACAGUGAAGAGGAAAAGGAAGAGCAGUGAGGUAGAGGGUUUGGUGUUCAGUGAGAACAAGAGGAACAGAGUAAAAGAGAAAGCUUGCAGCAACAAACUAGAGGAUGGCAUGCUGCAGAAGAUUGAAGAACGGAUCCAGAACUCUCCAUCCAUCCUCCACAGCAAAGCUGAUCCUGCCUCAUUCAUGGAGGCCAUCACCAUUUCAACCAGACCCCGGCGAGGACGAAAGAAGCUGUUUAAGCUGAAUGUCUCAUCUCAGCUGCUGGACUCUCCGCACAGCGUGCCAGGUGGAAAUGAGGAAGACAAGGAGAGCGAUCACCUGAUCAUCAGAAGACAUCUGCGCUCCAACUGUAGAAAGUGACCUGUGCUGCCGGGUUCUGAUUAACCACUAAACUGUAUCUGAAAACCCCCACUCCCUGUGCACAGCAGGUUCUGCAACAGGAACAUAUGGACUUAUGCUUGAUAUGAAAAUUGAUAGCUGUAAGUGAUGCAACUAUGCUCAGAACCAGUUAUAGUAAGAAGAUCUGAGAGGACAGAUGUCAUUCUGGCAUUUGUGAUUAAAUCAGAAACACUCUAAUGAGACUUUGUUAAUUGAAAACAGCUAGAUCAAAUGCCAGGAGACAAUCCAGACUGAAGGUAAGUCAGAAGGGUGAAAACAUUAAUCAGGGUGAUGUGAUAUUUUUGUCACCAGAAUAUCAUCUUAAUGUCCAGGAGGACCCAAUGCUUCCUCUGCAUCAUGUUUCUAAAGGUGGCCGAUAAGGCCCACAAACUGAGCUUCUCUACAGAAAUCUGAUUAAAUUGUCAACAAUGACAAGCCCUCUCUGGUUUCUGCUCCUCUCACCAGAUUUAGUUUUUCCUCAGAUUCUGAGUCUGACCUCUGUUGACUCUAGCAGACAGAAACCAAACACCUGCUGGGUUGUAGGAAGAACAAUAAGACCAAAAAGUGUCAAUGUUUUCCUUUAGUUUUCAUGAGUCAAAAUAAAUUUGGCUUAAGGUUCUGACACCAUUUAAAAUCUCUUGGAGUAAAAUAUUGAUGUGAUAUUAUCAGCUAAAUCCUCUGACUGAUUUCAGGUUGAUUCUGAUUUUACAUGAAGGAACCUUUGGUGCAGAAUGGAUUUUUUUAAAAUAUAUUUUUUAAGUGAAACCCUUAAAGACAUCCUAGGGUUUAUUUUGUUGAUGUAAAGGUGAAACAGGUUGGCCAUGUUUCAGUUAUUUUUUGUAAUAAAAUUUUUAAUACCUGAAA
Molecule: messenger RNA, 4790 nt
Organism: Xiphophorus couchianus (Monterrey platyfish)
Lineage: Eukaryota; Metazoa; Chordata; Actinopteri; Cyprinodontiformes; Poeciliidae
Product: kinesin-like protein KIF20A
Exons: 30
Coding region: 393-3908 (1171 amino acids)
Biological process (GO): mitotic spindle assembly; spindle elongation; microtubule-based movement
Cellular component (GO): mitotic spindle; nucleus; spindle microtubule
Molecular function (GO): ATP binding; microtubule binding; plus-end-directed microtubule motor activity
Source: RefSeq, a predicted model, not a curated record